AUGAGCGCCUUCAAAACGGAAGGACUUGUUAAGAAACAAAACAGUAAGAACAAUGUUACCAGGAAUGAGACUGAGUCGCGGACUAUGUCGCUCUCUUUAGAACAUUCAUGGUACUGCCUCGAAGUUGUGCAAGCAGCUCUUUUUACUGGAUUAUGUAGCACAACCUUCUCUAAUGAACAUAAGAUUAUCAAGGUUGCUUUAGUUCAUACUAAUAAUUUAAAGAGAAAGUUCUUUGGAGCUGGUGUUACACCCAUUAUUUAUAAACCUCGUAUAUACACUAAUGAUCAAGUUUCUUCUACAAGAAUAAAACUUUCAAAUGGGGAAGAUAGCUUUGAAGCUGGAUGGAUGGUAAAUCCUAAUGUAUUCCAUGAUAAUGAAUCACAUUUGUAUGCAAGUUUCUCGGCUCAGGGGAAAGGUUGCAUAAAUCUUCAAUGUCCAGGCUUUGUUCAAGUGGCUACAGAUGUAGCUUUGGGCAUGGUUCCAUCUGCAUACUCGGUAAUUGGAGGACAACAAUUGGGUUGGAAUUUAUCAAUUGUCAAGUCCGAAGAAGAUGAAUAUUGGUGGUUAUUCAUAGGCGCAGAAAAAAAAGCAAUUGGAUAUUGGCCCAAAGAAUUAUUUAUUCCAUUGGCAUUAGUAGCAAGUAAAGUUGAAUGGGGAGGUGAGAUUUAUGAUUUUGGAUCAAAUAGUUCGAGCACUCCUCUUCCUGAUAUGGGCAAUGGUUUGAAAGCAAGAGACGAGCCUCCGUAUUAUUCAGGGGCAAAUUACAUGUUACGUAUGUUGAUGUAA
Messenger RNA from Chenopodium quinoa (quinoa), 786 nucleotides. RefSeq lists its product as uncharacterized. The transcript has 7 exons. Lineage: Eukaryota; Viridiplantae; Streptophyta; Magnoliopsida; Caryophyllales; Amaranthaceae. The coding region runs from base 1 to 786 and encodes 261 amino acids. The record is from RefSeq and is a predicted model, not a curated record.